This is a messenger RNA of Saccoglossus kowalevskii, 786 nucleotides long. Its product is annotated as glycogen-binding subunit 76A-like. Gene Ontology annotation, biological process: regulation of glycogen biosynthetic process. Gene Ontology annotation, molecular function: protein phosphatase 1 binding; glycogen binding. The record is from RefSeq and is a predicted model, not a curated record. NCBI's taxonomy places the organism in Eukaryota, Metazoa, Hemichordata, Enteropneusta, Harrimaniidae. Gene Ontology annotation, cellular component: protein phosphatase type 1 complex.
AUGCCGGAAUGCACGCCGGAAGGAUGUUUCAAGAAUCUCGUCGGCGCCUUCUCGAAUCAGUGGUCGACAGCGCCAUACGGCCACCAACCAAAACCACGUCGGACCAAACCAUUCCGUGCCCGGGGCAAUUUCGAGAGUUUUCCAUGUAAGCAGUUGCAGUUAAUCCCGGAGUCGACUUUAUGCCCGGAAAAAAAACAUACAAUACUGGAAAAUCCGAAAAGCCAUGCGACUGAUCAAGGUGAACAACAAAAGCAAGUUCACCUUUUGGAUCAGUAUCCUGAGCAGAAGUACUUAACGGCAUGCUUUUCAAUUUCAAGUACCGACACCGAAUUCCUAGAUAACGUCAAAAACCAGAAAGUAUGCCUAGAAAACGUAGCGAUUGCUGAUCUGACGAUAGUAGGGACGGUACGAGUGGCUAACAUCGCUUUUCAUAAAACAGUUAAAGUACGCUUUACUGCCAAUGGAUGGAAGAAUUUCUACGACAUCCAGGCGUGUUAUAUAAAGGGCUCCUGCGAUGGUCCAACUGACAGAUUCGCGUUCGGUAUCACGCCCCCAAGAUCUUUUGAGACCGGGGACCGCAUAGAGCUGGCAAUAUCGUUCGAGGCGAGCGGGGGUACAUACUGGGACAAUAACAAUAAAAAGAACUAUGUGUUUGAGUGUUUCAAGAAAACUAAGCAUCACCCAAACAUUGCUACCUUGUGUUACUAUAACAAGGAUGUCAACCGUCGUGAUCCACUGCCUCAGACGCAGCGACGAAGAGUAGUCGCACACAGACAAACGUCGUAG